Molecule: messenger RNA, 897 nt
Organism: Arctia plantaginis
Lineage: Eukaryota; Metazoa; Arthropoda; Insecta; Lepidoptera; Erebidae
Source: the annotation of a GenBank genome assembly
AUGGGAGAAGGGCCUGAGAGAGGCAGAGUUAAGAUUGCAGACAUGGGGUUUGCCAGAUUGUUUAAUGCUCCUCUAAAACCAUUGGCUGACCUGGAUCCUGUUGUAGUAACUUUCUGGUAUAGAGCUCCUGAACUGCUGCUGGGUGCAAGACAUUAUACCAAAGCUAUUGAUAUAUGGGCCAUAGGCUGCAUAUUUGCUGAGCUGUUGACUUCUGAGCCUAUAUUUCACUGUCGUCAGGAGGAUAUUAAGACCAGCAAUCCAUAUCACCAUGAUCAGCUAGAUAGAAUAUUCAAUGUCAUGGGAUUCCCACAAGAGAAAGAUUGGGAAGACAUUAGAAAAAUGCCUGAACAUGCCACAUUAGUGAAGGACUUCAAGAGAUCGAAUUAUCAAAAUUGCUCUCUGAGUAAAUACAUGGACAGGCAUAAGAUAAAACCUGAUAGUAAAGCCUUUAGUUUACUGCAGCGACUUCUUUUAAUGGAUCCUAAUAGAAGAAUAACAUCAGAACAGGCUAUGCAAGACCCAUAUUUCACUGAAGACCCUUUGCCAACGCAGGAUGUUUUCGCUGGAUGUCCCAUUCCUUACCCGAAGAGAGAAUUCUUGACCGAUGACGAUCAAGAUGAUAAAAGUGACUCGAAGGCUCGACAAAAUCAACAACAACAACAACAACAACAACAACAGCAGCAGCAAAACAACACACAACAAAAUCAAGUUCAAGCUAACAGUCACGACCAUGUUGCAAAUAAUGCGAAGAGGAUGAGAAUGACAGGUCCCAACCAAGGCAACAACACUGGUGGUGGCGGGCAACAGGAAUUCCAUCAACAACAACAAAUGAUGUUCGGCGGCCAACAACAGGGUGCGAGCAAUCAACAACAAGGAAACUUUCAACAGAGAUUUUGA